Molecule: messenger RNA, 1474 nt
Organism: Condylura cristata (star-nosed mole)
Lineage: Eukaryota; Metazoa; Chordata; Mammalia; Eulipotyphla; Talpidae
Gene: TMEM230
Product: transmembrane protein 230
Exons: 4
Coding region: 186-548 (120 amino acids)
Biological process (GO): synaptic vesicle transport
Cellular component (GO): endomembrane system; synaptic vesicle
Source: RefSeq, a predicted model, not a curated record
UCGGCGUGCCCGGGACCGCCUCCCGCGGACUCAAGCCCCCAGCCCCGUGGACCCUCGGCGGGCGCGCCUGGCCCCCUGCCAGAAGCCGGUUUUACUUGUUUCCGACCGAAUUCGCCUCGCUUGUUCCUCUUCGUGGCGAGAGCUGGUGACGGGCGGAAAACUAACUGUAGCUGUGACAGUGUGUUAUGAUGCCGUCUCGCACCAACCUGGCUGCUGGAAUCCCCAGUAGUAAGGUGAAAUACUCAAGGCUCUCCAGCACUGAUGAUGGCUACAUCGACCUUCAGUUUAAGAAAAGUCCUCCCAAGAUUCCCUAUAAGGCCAUUGCGCUUGCUACCGUACUGUUUCUGAUUGGCGCCUUUCUUAUCAUCAUAGGCUCCCUCCUGCUGGCGGGCUACAUCAGCAAAGGGGGGGCAGACCGGGCCGUUCCUGUCCUGAUCAUCGGCAUCUUGGUGUUCCUGCCUGGAUUUUACCACCUGCGCAUUGCCUACUACGCAUCCAAAGGCUACCGGGGCUACUCAUACGAUGACAUUCCAGACUUUGAUGAUUAGCUCCCACCUCAGCCUUGAGAAGAUGGAACUGAGCGCAGCUUUCAGACACUGUGCAGAAACUUUGGCUAAGGGCUAAGGAAUUCUGCAAUUUGCAGAGAUGUUUAUUAGCACAAUGGGCAGAUUUUAUGGGUCCAUCCUUAAGAUGUUAACUGAGCUUAUAAUUGGCUAAUUAGGACAUGCUCUUAUUUUUCACCUCCUGCUCUUGGCAAAAGCUCCUCACACAUUUUUCCACGUGAAAGAUGUAUCAUGAAAGAGGAGCAGUGUUAAUUAGUUGUAUGGGGAAGCAGGAGGGUGAUCUGUAGUGGACAGGGUUGCUGCCACCAACCCGCUUUAGAGGCCAGCAGUUCAUUUUAAAGAAGUCUUCAUUGGCAGUUUGUUAUGGUGGCAAAAGGAAGAAUGCUGUAUGUCAAGUUUCUUAUUGCUUAUUACUUUUGAAAAUAUCUAAGUAUCUUAUCCCCCUACUCUCAUUUCUAACCUCAUGUUCUAGUAGAAGAUGUUGGCAAAAUCAAAUUUCAUUGUGCAUGCAUCUGUCUUUUUUUUACUUGUUAUUAGUAGCAAUCAGGAAUUUUUAAACCUCACAGCAAGUUUCCAAAAUAUAAAUACUUCUCUGUUCACUAGUCUUGGGCCAGCUUUGAUCUGGUCCACCAAUCAACUGGCUGGCAUUUCACUUGGAUCAUUCUCUCCUUUGUAGAUCAAAGUGUUCUAUAUAUCAUGCCUCUAACAACCAGACUUUGGCUUUUCUUUGGGGAAAAUGUAAGUAGAGUUUAUAACCCUCUCGUUAGCGCCUUGAAUUAUGAUGUAACUCUGCUGAAGAUCACAUCUGGCCUGGAUCCCAGAGGGUUAGACUGCUUUAGUUUGGGUCUGUUUCCUAACUUGCAAAAAGUGACUUAUAGUCAGAAAAAAUUAAAAUGUCAAGUUAAAUUUUA